UGAUUGGUUGCGGGUUCCAGUGGUUUUCACGGCACGUUAGUGACUUUUCCACGCCGAGUGCCGUGUCGGAGCACCAUGCAGUCCGCCGCUGCAGACCUGGGCCGAGCGCUGUGCAUCAUCACCGGGGCCUCCAGAGGCUUCGGCCGGACCGUGUCGCGGCAGGUUAGCAGGUUGUUGAAGCCCGGCUCGGUGCUCGUGCUGGCAGCUCGGAGCGCCGAGAACCUGCGGGCGGUUCAGGCGGAGCUGGCCGCCUCAGAGGUGCCCGGCGCCGGCCUGGAGGUGCGCUGUGUACCGGCGGACCUGGGGCUGGAGGAGGGAGUGGAAAAGGUCGUCAAAACGUGCAGAGAGGUGUCAGCUGAGGAUAUCGAUCACAUUAUUCUGAUCAACAACGCUGGGAGUCUGGGUGACGUGUCACGCUACUUCAUAGGCUUUACCAACAUGGCUGAAGUGGACUCCUUUCUGUCGUUGAACAUCAGCUCCUGCCUUUGCCUCACCGCCGGCGUGUUGCAGGCUUUUCCACAGCGUCCAGGUCUGCGGCGCACCGUGGUCAACGUCACCUCGAUUUGUGGAAUAAGUCCUUACCGCACCUGGGUGCUUUACUGCACUGCCAAGGCUGCCCGCGAGAUGAUGUUCAGGGUGCUGGCAGAGGAGCAGCCCAACGUCCGGGUGUUGAACUACGCUCCAGGGCCUCUGGACACAGACAUGCUGUCGCAGGCCAAAGAGAGAACAGCUGAUCCCGACCUUCAGAGGUUGAUCUCAGACCUGUACGCUAACGGUCAGGUGCUGACGUGUGACACGUCCUGCUCCAAGCUACUGAAGCUGCUGCUGGACGAUGGCUACACCUCAGGAGCUCACGUAGACUUCUUUGACGAGUAGACCGGCCAUUCAGCACUGGGCCACAC
Molecule: messenger RNA, 902 nt
Organism: Thalassophryne amazonica
Lineage: Eukaryota; Metazoa; Chordata; Actinopteri; Batrachoidiformes; Batrachoididae
Gene: spra
Product: sepiapterin reductase a
Exons: 3
Coding region: 76-876 (266 amino acids)
Biological process (GO): tetrahydrobiopterin biosynthetic process
Molecular function (GO): sepiapterin reductase (NADP+) activity
Source: RefSeq, a predicted model, not a curated record